CCCGACUCGUCGUGCGUUCGCAGGGCUAAUCUACGACCCUGGAAGCCCGUGUAAGCUGCCACCGGCGUGUGCAGUCCCAGUCUCUAUCAUCCGAAGGGUUAUCACGCUGCGCGAGGCCUCUCCAAGACCACACAACUAGUAGCCACAAACACUGCAACUUUUAUUCGCGGCGAGCUGUGGGCAAAAUGCCGCGCAAGGUGCGCAGCAGGUCGCCGGCCGUGAUGAAGGCGCCCGCGCCCGAGCCGGCGGCCGAGGCGGACGAGCCGCCGCUGCCGCCUUUGCUGCGCACCGCGAUCGUCAUGGUCGGCGCGCUCCUGCUCGCUGUGUCGAGCGGCUCGAAGCUACGGGUCGAGAUGGCCUGCGAGACCGGCGCGCUCCUCGAAGGCACGCGCUUCUGCGCGUGGUCGCCGGGCCGGCGCAUCCAGGUCUGCGCCGCGCUCUUCGCCGCCCUCUUUCUGUUCGACAUCGUGCUCGUGGUGGCGUACUCGGUCGUCGAGGCGGUCGUCGCGGUCGCGCGGGCCGCGUGCCGCGCGCCGGCGGCGUUCGCUGAUUUAGCUCACGAGGCGCUCGUGGAGUGGCGCCGCCGCCGCAAGGCCGCGGCGCGGAGGAACCGCCAGGCGCUCCGCGACGCCGAGGCAGACAAAGAGCGGCGCGCCGAGCGCAAGCGCGAGGCCGAGGCGACGUGGCGGCGCGCGCGCGAGCGCAGCCAGAAGAAGGCCCAAGAAAAACCCAAGAAGAAGCCGCCGCGGCCCCGGAGCGCGCCGCCGAAGCCCAAGCCCAAGCCCAAGGCGAACGUGCCGCCCGAGAGCGAGCGCCACCAGACGCCGCCCGCGACGCCGCCGGAGCCCAAAAGGGAGCUCGAGAGCGACCCGGGCGUCCUCGAGCACAAGGGGAUCGCCGAGGCCCUCGACGCCGGCGUGCCCGAGUCCAAGUCGACGCCGUCCGAGUACGAGGAGAGCGACUCCAAGGGCGUCUCCAGCCUGACGCCGUCGGAGCUCACGCGGCGCGAGUCCGUCGACGGCGUGACGGUGGCGUCGUCCUUUGAUACAUUGGAUGAGGCCGAGGAGGACGAGUUGUAUGCGGCGCUCGACGCGGAACUCGAGGAAUCCACGGGGUCGGAGUCGACGGAGACCAAUAGGAACGCGCGGGGGAUACCUAUCUUGCUGGCGUGCCUCGUCGGGCUCAUCGUGACCGCGACGGUGGUCGAAGUCGGUUGCAGUGCAUAAAUCAAAUUGUCGCGGCGCGUCCUCACUGAUUUAUUUGCGCACAGGUCGGUUGGCUCAUGCUCGAGCACGUGGGGAGAUCGGCCGCCGUGCGGCGCGCGCUCGAAACGGGCGUGGUCCUACGAGUCGCGCGGGCCGUGCACGAGACGCAACGCGAGCGAGGUCUGAUUUCGACCUAUGUGGCUUCCGACGGCCGCGCCCGCGCAUUGGAGCUCGGCCGCCAGUUCUUGCGCACCGACGCCGCCAUGGACCUGGCGGUACGGGGCAGCGCCACGAAUCAACGUCCCGCGCCAUCGAUGCGACGACGGUGGCUGCUCGAUAAUAACGCUUUAUGUCACGCAGGUCGGUGCUGUGCUCAAACACGCCGACACCUCCAAGCCGCGGGGCAUCGACACGGACCUGUCGCCGAAGCGGACUGCGGCGCGCCUUGGCGCCGCGGUGGACCUCGCCGCGCGUAGAAGUGCUUACGUCUUGUCAGACGAGCCACGGGGGAGUCCCCCUGCCCGGCUUCGCUCCUUGGCGCCCGAGGCGGGCGGGUGCCGCCGCAAGAGUUGCCAGAAGCUCCGAGCUUUACUGCGGGAGCGCGAGGACUCGUCGCACGACCGGGCCGCGGCGCCCUCACGGCGCACGACGAGCCAGACGCACCGCGACGUCUUCGACGUCUACACGAGUAUGAACGAGCAGUUGCUGGCGGUGGCCCGUGACGCGUGCGUCGAGCUCAUGCGGUCGGGCCUCCGCGCGCAGAACCUGGCUCCCUCGCUUUUCGCGUCGGUCAAGCUCGCGUCAUACAAGGAGUACGUCGCCGUCGAGCGGGGCCUGGUCUCGGCCGACUUGGCCGCCCACGCCACAACGGGGAACCGCCGGAAGGAGUCGCCCGUCACGGCGGAGACGCGCGAUCGGCUCGUGCGGAUCUCUGUGCUCCAAGAGGCGGCGCUCCAGUCCUUCCAGGCCUUCGCUCCCAAGCCGCUCCUCACGUCCUUUUCGCGCCACGCGGCGAAGCCGUGCGUUCACGACGCGGUCGUGCUACGGACCGAGCUCCUCGACGGCACCAGCAACCCGCCGCCGACGCACGACGAGUGGUUCGAGUUGCAGAGCUGUCGCGUGGACUCGCUCCAGGGUCUUAUGGACGAAAUCCAGACAACUAUCAUCGCCGACGCGAAGGCCUCCCAGCGAGCCGCUCUAAAACGGCUCGCGUACUUGGGCAUGCCACUCUUAUUGUUAUGCUUUUGUGCGGCGACGGUCGGACUACGUGCGCUCACGGGCCUCGUAACGUACCAGGAGCGCGUCAGCGAGAAACUGAGGAAACUCAAAUCUUCGGAGAGGAAGUACAAGCGACUGUUGUUGGCCUGGGCGCCUCUCUCGGCGUGGGUGCGCGCGGUGGAGACUGAUAACGAAGACGACGACGACGACGCGUCGGCGGCGGCGCGGUGAGGACGCCGACAACGCGUUUGACUGGCACGCUGUGCAUAUUGUAUGUAGACGACGUGUG
This is a messenger RNA of Pelagomonas calceolata, 2712 nucleotides long. The record is from the annotation of a GenBank genome assembly. Lineage: Eukaryota; Pelagophyceae; Pelagomonadales; Pelagomonadaceae.